This is a messenger RNA of Passer domesticus (house sparrow), 1011 nucleotides long. Its product is annotated as RILP-like protein homolog. Gene Ontology annotation, cellular component: EKC/KEOPS complex. The record is from RefSeq and is a predicted model, not a curated record. Bases 100 to 453 code for a protein of 117 amino acids. The transcript is spliced from 2 exons. Lineage: Eukaryota; Metazoa; Chordata; Aves; Passeriformes; Passeridae.
GAAGCGGAAUCGCGCGCGCCCCACGUGACCGCGGGCGGUGUGUCACGGCGGGGCGGGGCGGCCCGCGCGGCCGGCACGUGACCGGCGGGGCGGGCGGCGAUGGCGGAGCCGGGCGCGGGCCGCGAGCUGGUGGCGGAGCUGCGGGGCCGCGACGGGCGGACGCGGACGGUGCGGGUGCCGUACCCGGCGGCGGAGGGCGAGGCCGCGCAGCUGCGCGGGCUGCGGGGGGCGCUGAGCGAGCUGCAGGAGCGGGUGGCGGAGCUGCUGGCGCCGCUGGUGCAGGAGGAGCGGGCGGCGGCGGGCGGCGCGCGGCGCGGUGCUGGCGGGGAUGACGACGACGACUACGAUGAUGACGAGGAGGAGGAGGAUGCAGGCGAAGAGGAAAACAACGUGGACGCGGCGGCGAGCGGCGAUGACCCUCCCGUGAAGCGGACGAAGGUGCAGCAGCCGUGAGGGCGGCUGUGGCGGCUGUGAGUGUCCCGGGCCCGCUGCUCGGACCGGCUCUGCGGCGCUGCUGCUCCCGUUUACGUGCCAAAUGCCCAUCCCGACACUGGUCUAACACGGAAACCUUUCCGAAAGGAUGCGCCUGGGUGGGAGCAGCGGGCUGCUUGUAGCGUGACGGUGUUGUGCUGGCACCAGUUCUUUGGUAAACUAGUUGGCAAGUAUAGACUUUUCUCACAAAUCUUCUGAUGGGUGUGUUUUUUAAUAAGUUAUUCUGAGUCACAGUAAUUCUUCAUGUGACACCAUUUUUAAAAUAAAGCAGUAAAACCUCAAAAAAGUUAUUUUGUCAAAUGUUGUCUUUAAAAGUACAAGACAGCUUGUGUUUGUAUGGAGAAGAAGCAAUAUAAGAUCACUAUAAGUAUCAAAAUUAACAAGCAUGUAUAAGACUGGGCCCCUUCUGUACAAUCUUACAGUGGAAGAUUAUUUUUGCCUAUCAUUGACAAGGUUUAGUCACCUCUCAAUCAAGAAGCUUCUGUAAACAGGUAUAAAACUCUUGAUAGUCACUCCAUA